Naegleria gruberi is the source of this 1256-nucleotide messenger RNA. RefSeq names its product stomatin-like protein. Lineage: Eukaryota; Heterolobosea; Eutetramitea; Acrasida; Naegleriidae. Bases 1 to 1224 code for a protein of 407 amino acids. Gene Ontology annotation, cellular component: membrane. The transcript has 2 exons. The record is from RefSeq and is a predicted model, not a curated record.
AUGUUAAAGCGUUCCGUACAAAGUGUUAAUAGAUUGAGAAAGACAUCACAAUUGAACAAGCUUCAAAAUCAAUUGUUGUGUUCAUUGAUUGUUAGAUCCUAUCAAUUUAAUUCAAAUCCUACAAAGAGUGAAUUUACUGUGGGAGGAAAUAUUUCUACUCAUGGAACCAUUCCUGGUCUUCAAAUUUCUGGUAGUGAAAGUUAUUCCGAAAGAUUGAGAACAACUCUUUUGAGUCCAAUUAUUAUUGUACCACACGGUGAACAAUGGGUUGUUGAACGUUUUGGACGUUUCUGUAAAACAUUGGACAGUGGUAUUCACUUUUUACUCCCAUUCUUAGAUACUGUCUCCUAUAAACACACAACAAAGGAAAUUAUAUUGGAAGUUAACAAACAAACAGCCAUUACAAAGGAUAACGUUCAACUCUCUUUGGAUGGUGUCUUGUAUACAAGAAUUACUGAUGCCUAUAAGGCCAGUUAUGAAAUUGAAAAGCCAUUCGUUGCCAUUAUGAAUUUGGCUCAAACUACAAUGAGAAGUGAAAUUGGUAAAAUUACACUUGAUAAUACUUUUGCUGAGAGACAACAUUUGAAUGAAAAGAUUGUUCAAGGUAUUGAAAAGAUUGCUUCUGGAUGGGGUAUUAGUAUUCAAAGAUAUGAAAUCAGAGAUAUUCAAGUACCAACUCAAAUUAAACAAGCGAUGGAUCUUGAAGCUGAAGCUGAACGUAAGAAGAGAAAGACUGUUCUUGAUUCAUUGGCUGAAAAGGAAGCUCAAGAAAACGUUGCUAAGGGUAGAAAGACUGCUGUAGAAUUGAUUUCUGAAGCUAACAUGAUUGAAGAACAAAAUAUUGCUAGAGGUAGAGCUUUUGCUAUCAAGGCUAAUGCUGAAGCUUAUGCUGAAGCUAUUGAAAGAUUGGCAGCUGCUAUCAGUAAUGAGAAUGGUGAAAAGGCUGUUGCUUUAAAGAUUGCUGAACAAUAUAUUGAACAAUUUGGUCAUUUAGCAAAGGCUGGUAACACUGUCAUUAUUCCAAACAAUGUCAAUGAUAUUUCUGGACAAGUUACACAAGCUGUCACCAUUUUUGAUCAAAUUUUCAACAAGACAAAGAACCAAACUCCAGCUCUUUCAAAGGAACAAGCCUUAUUGAGGUUAAAGGAAAUCAGUGGUGUUGAAGAACCAACUCAUGUCAAUGUCACUGAAGCUCCAAUUAAGCCAUCAUCAAAACUUAAUUAAUUGUUGUAAAUUAAAGUUAGAUUUAUUUAUUG